Exophiala dermatitidis NIH/UT8656 is the source of this 4844-nucleotide messenger RNA. RefSeq lists its product as uncharacterized. The coding region runs from base 832 to 3999 and encodes 1055 amino acids. The transcript has 5 exons. Gene Ontology annotation, biological process: regulatory ncRNA-mediated heterochromatin formation. The record is from RefSeq and is a predicted model, not a curated record. Gene Ontology annotation, molecular function: helicase activity. Lineage: Eukaryota; Fungi; Ascomycota; Eurotiomycetes; Chaetothyriales; Herpotrichiellaceae. Gene Ontology annotation, cellular component: nuclear RNA-directed RNA polymerase complex.
CUGAAGUUCAUGCAAAAGAACGAAGUCUGCCCUGUCUCUAUGCCUGCUUUCUCCUGCUGGAUCCAUGGCCACCGCCCGUCUUUCACAGUGUCAAAUUUGCAUGGCUCAAGGAUAAAACCAUAAUCAGCGUUAACCAACAUCGUCUGGUCUCAUACGAUGCUUCUCGCUUGUUUACGGUGUCGCAUCGGGUCAGUCCCAGAGUACGAAGGCCAACUGCGGCCUGAGACUGAGCUUUUCUGAUCACUCUACCUGCUCAAACAGUGCAAUCAGGCUGCAACUAACCUGUUCAUGAUGCUACUAAGGUUCUUACCUUCCCAGCUCAUUGAAUGGUAGGUUGAUCCAGUGACCACGACCUUGAUUUGCACGAGUGCCAGACUCAGGCGUGAAGCACUGGGCGUUGGAUACACCGUCCUUGUCCUUCUUGACAACUUGGCCAGCCAUCGGCUGACAAGAGGUCACAGUAAGUCGCAUUGCUUCCUGAAGACAGCUGUGGUUUUACUCUGUGCAUGCUGAGUGAUGUUUCUGGCCUGACGCUCCAAGGCUCGCAGCUUCCUCAGUGUGCAAUUGAAUUUAGUUGUGGUGAUUCUACUCGCUUCACAUGCCUGCGGUGGUGGCCUUUGUGACAGUCUUUCUCUCUACGUCAAAGCAAUACGCCAGGCAAAAGGCGUGUUGCGUGUUGCUUGCUUGCAAGUGUGAGGCAUUGUUUUGCCGCAGAAUUUUCCUCCUUGAGCAUCAUUCCAUGCCGGCAUAACUACAACUGCAGUUUCUCGACCUCUGUGGUAGUUCCUUUACCGGGUCACCAACUUCGAGUCCUCGCUUCAGCAACUAAGGAUGGCAUUCGAGCAACCUGGUGGUCGCCGUGGAGGGCGUCGCUCUGGAAGAGAUGCCGUGGGUGCAGAAUCCGAAAUCUCCACAACUACCUUGCCUGACGGUGAGAUGAACACGCAUCUUGUGGAACGUUUCAGACGUGGCAACCGCUUUCCUAACGCGCAAAAUGCAUACACUUCUGCCUUCACCAACGGCCUGGACCUCAAGCUCAACACGGAUAUUCGCGACUAUGUCGGAAAGCAAGAACAAAUCACCCAGUCUGCUGAAAGAGAUACUUGGUUGUCUCAACCAGAAAUUCCAACCAAGGAAGAAUUGGCAAUAGCUGAACCUGCUCUUCCCGCAAACAAGGUUAAUGCUCCUUGGAGGUCUAAAGAAAAAUACCUCCGCACCCAGUACGCGCUGUUACGCGAGGACGCAGUCGGCAACCUUCGUGAGGCGGUGCAAGACUUUGCGAAGAGCCCAACGACCGGUGACACACAAAAGUUCGCAGUGUACGACAAAGUCUACAUUCUUGGCUUCACUUUUGCCAGAAAGGGUCUCGCUGCCAGAAUUCAGUUUUCCACGAAGCGCGCGGGUAAACGUAUCCUUUGGCAGUCCACUAAGCGAUUGACAAGUGGAACGCUGGUAGCUCUCGUGCGUGCCAACGACAAGCUCACCGAUUUGCAAGGAGUGGUGAUCGCAGUUGUCGCAGCAAGACCUCUAGCUGGAGUACUCUGCCAACCUCCCCAAAUUGACAUCUAUUUUGGAAGUCCUGCGGACGUGCAGAUCGACCCACAACAAGAGUGGAUCAUGAUCGAAGCAAAGCAAGGCUACUAUGAGGCAUACCGUCACUCGCUGCGGGCGUUGCAGAAGCUCAGUCAAGAAGCCUUUCCGCUGUCGAAUGAGAUUUGCCAUUUCGCAUCGAAUACUGAGCCGCCAACCUAUGUUCAGGAGAACCCAACCCUCAACCUCAGCGCUGCGGCGAAGCCGGAAGAGAAGAAGCAGUAUUCCAAUGUCGACGUCACAAAGCCCUGGCCACCUCCCCCGAAGGACACACUAGACGAUACGCAAUGGCAAGCAUUGGAGCAGAUUCUUACCAAACGUCUAGCAAUCGUGCAAGGUCCUCCCGGUUGUGGAAAGACGUACAUAUCGAAAAUUGCGGUGCAGAUCCUUCAGGAGAAUCGCAAGGAUGAUGAUCCACCUAUCAUCAUUGCAGCGCAGACGAAUCAUGCUCUCGACCAGCUUCUAGGACAUAUCUCUCGUUUUGACGCCGAGUAUAUCCGUCUAGGUGGCAGAAGUACCAAUGCCGACGUCAAGCAACGUGCCCUUUACGAAAUUCGACAGCGCGAACGAAUCAAACUCGUUCCAGGAGGUCUCCUUAGCAAGACCAACAAUCUUCUUACCAAACAGGUCAAAGCAAUGACUGCUUUGCUCGGGCCGCUUGCAAAACCCGGCCCUGACCUCUAUUCCACGGAUGUAGCCUCUGCUCCUCAAACCCUCCUUCAACUAGGCGUCUUGACCGAUAAACAGGCCAAGUCUCUCGAAGACGGCGCAUCUCGGUGGGUUUCGACAGUCGAUACUGUGGAUGGAGCGAUUCGCCUGUGGCUCGAUCGAUUCAUCAUGCCUUUUGAAGUGAGAUAUGCGCAGGACGACUUUGGCUUCGAGGAUGCUGUCGAAGACGAUGAUCUGGAAUUUGAGCAGCUCAGAGAGAAUGAGGAUGCCACAGGCAUCAAUGACGAAGAGGACAUCGAAUUGCUGAAGGGUCCAUGGACAGCCGUGGUUGAGAGGUUUACUGUCUCUCCAUGCUCCUCCACCGACUUGGUCCAAGCUGCCAAAAUUCUGGAUUCGCCUACAACAAACGAUCUUUGGAAGGUACCAGAAUACCUGCGGAAACCCAUGUUCGCAGUCAUGCAGUCACGGGCGAAGGCGGCUAUUGCUGCGAAAUUUCGCGAGGCAGCAGCAGUCUACGAUAAGCUUGUCAAGGACUGUCUCAUUGGCAAAUGGGAACAGGACAGCGUCUACCUGUCACGUGCAAAGAUCAUCGGCAUGACAACCACAGGCUUGAGCAAGUAUCGCCCUUUGAUAUCUGCGCUGAAGCCGAAAAUCAUCCUAAUCGAAGAGGCCGCCGAGGUCUUGGAAGCCCCAGUCACAGUCGCAUGCAUUCCCAGUCUCCAACAUCUUAUCCUCGUGGGAGAUCAUCAGCAACUUCAAGGCCACUGCAGCGUUCAGGAACUGGAAGGGGAGCCGUUCAACCUGAAUAUUUCUCUCUUCGAGCGUCUGGUCAAGAACAACAUGCCGUACAAGACCCUCCUCCGUCAACGUCGAAUGGACCCAGAGUUUCGCCGACUCAUCUCCGACCUGUACCCCUCCUUGACAGAUCACCCCAGUGUCGUUGGCCGGCCAGCGCCACCUUGGGGCAUGGGACCCAUCAAGUCCUUCUUCUUUGAUCAUCAAUGGUCAGAGUACCGAGACGAAUCCCAGAGCAUCUACAACGAAGAGGAGGCCAAAUUCAUCGCCGGCUUCUACCGUUAUUUGAUCAAGAACGGCUUGGGACCUGAACAUAUCACAGUUUUGACGUUCUACAAUGGGCAACGCAAGAAAAUCCUCAAGGAGUUGAAAGCAUAUCCCGAGCUCAGACAAACUUACUGCGCCGUCAAGACGGUCGAUUCGUACCAAGGUGAAGAGAGUAACAUUGUCAUCUUAUCUCUAGCUCGCAGCAACCCGGAAGCGAAGAUUGGAUUUUUGGCCAACAACAACAGAGUCUGUGUGGCUCUGUCACGGGCAAAGUUUGGCUUCUACCUCUUCGGCAACGCUGACAAUCUUAUGCGAGGAAGUCCGCUCUGGUACAACGUAAUCACCUUGUUGGAUUCCAAACCCAAACGUCUCGGACAGGUGUUCCCGAUCCAGUGUCAGAACCACAAAACUACCCUGCUUAUGCAAUAUCCCGACGAUUGGCAGGAACUCGACGGGGGUUGUUCGAAGCCAUGCAAUGCCAAUUUGAAAUGUGGACAUCCAUGUCCUCUCCGCUGCCACCCCUUCGAUCAUGACAAGGUUGAAUGUCCGGAACUUUGCAACGAGACCAUGGUAUGUGGACAUGGCUGUGAGGCAAAAUGCUCCCAACCGUGUCUUUGCACCUGUGAUGAUUUUUCUCGCCUCAAGCGGGAGCAAGCGAUGAAAGUGUUCGACUCGUAACCCCGCGAACCGAGGUAUGAAGUCUACCGCGAAUCCGACAGACAUGCAAUCAAAGCGCAACCCACCCUUGCAGCCAGCCGUCAGCCGGCAGGAUGAUGCUCGUCGUCGCCAAACUUGGACCACUUUUGCCAAGGGAGGAGUGGUCGCUGAUGACAAACAAAAAGCCGAUGUGGGGAAAGACUACGAUGGGGUAACUCGAAAAGAGGCUGAUCAACGUGGGUUCCAGGUCGCAUCUCCCACACUGGAGUUUGGCGCCGUGAAAGUUGACGAAGAACCUGCCACGAAGAAGGAAACAGUGACUGUCAUGCAGCGUGGAAGAAACCAAUUCAUGCACGAAUACACACCCGCCGCAUUUCGUCGAAACCAGGAUCUUCUGGACAUUGAAAGUGGUGAAGAUGAUCAGACUCUGGAGGCGGAUGGGAGAGGCGGACUUGCACCACCGCCAGCAGGCCAGUCAAAAAGUGAACGAGCCCCAGGAGAAGCUCUGGCUCAACAUGGCAAUAAGGUCGGUGGGAAUGAUCCAGCUUCCACUAGGGAGCAGCAGAAGUCCGGUGGCGAUGUUAUGGAUGCGUUUGGCGACCUGCUCGAGUACUUUCGUACCGUGUGAACAGAGCGAGAGGCAGUUGUACCCUGGGUAGCCUUUGCAGUUUCUACGGCUUGACUCAAUACUGAGACCUCGAGUCAUGCACUGGUGGAUAUGGCUGCCUUGUAUGAGCACAACCAAGCCCUUUUUGUACAGAGUACUACCAUGCUUGAAACCCCUAGAAUAAUCAGGAUUGAGAACCAUGCUAUUCCAUACAAAGUAGGGAGGCCAUACUGCCCGUGAUUGAACCACUACUAGCCUG